Adineta ricciae is the source of this 864-nucleotide messenger RNA. Lineage: Eukaryota; Metazoa; Rotifera; Eurotatoria; Adinetida; Adinetidae. The record is from the annotation of a GenBank genome assembly.
AUGAACGACAGACAACUUAUAAUUCUCUUAGUUUGUAUCAAAAUCAUUCUUCUCGGCUUUACUUCGAUUGGAUCAAUUCUCUAUUCGUUACCAUUCAUUUUCAUUCGACGUUUUCAUACUCCACUUCAUUUUCUCAGUCUGAAUGUGAGCAUCACUAUCUUCGUCUGUGCUUCGUUCUGGGCGAUCUAUUACUUUAUGAGUACAUUCUAUGCGGAUAUUCUAUGGACAGAGAAAUCAUGUCUAGUCAUACUCUAUCUGCAAACAAUGGUCGUUUGUCAAUUCAUUUAUGCUCUCUGUAUCGUUUCGCUGAAUCGCCUUUGUGCUAUUCGGUAUCACAGAAGUGUUGUAUUUCGAAAAAAGAAAUGGGCAAUUAUGUGUAUCGUUGUUCAAUGGUUAUUUGCAGCAAUCAUACCGCUACCUCAAUUUGGCUCGAGUCUUGAACAUUGCUUCAUAUCCGGUCUUGAACUUAACUAUCAAAUCUAUGUUCUGUUCAUCGUUGGAGUUCUACCAGGAAUAUUCUUAGCAAUAUCUAAUAGUCUUAUUUUCUAUUCUGUUCAUCGUUCAACACGACGUAUUCGAGCUGAAAAUCAAAGAGGAGAUGCAGUAGGACUGGUGUCUAGUCAGCGAGAUACUCGAUUAUUGAAACAUAUGCUUUUUAUGUAUGUGAUCUUCUUUUGUGGUUGGAUUCCAAUCUAUAUCAUUGGUGUUAUUAACUGGGAUGGAGAUGGUAUUUCGUAUACUGUUUUUCAUGCACUUCUCAUCUUACCUGCGUUAAGUCUUGUUGUUGAUCUCAUUGAUUUAUUCUUAUAUAAUCAUGAAUUACGUACCUAUCUCUUCAAGAAAACACGUAAUCAAACAAAUUAA